AUGGAUUUCGAUCUCGUCGUUCGUAAUGGCACCAUUGUGACUGCCUCGGACAUUUGGGAGUCUUGUGAUAUUGGAGUUAAAGAUGGAACCAUCAUCGCUGUUGGUCCUCGUCUUCCAGCCGCACCCAGCGCUCAAGAGAUUGACGCUGAAGGGACUUUGGAGGAGUCGAUGCUCAGUGUGGGCAUUGAUCACUCUAUUGUUACGAAUGGGGUUGUCCCUGAUCCCGAAAACUUUGUCGGUGACACGUUCAAUACGGGCACGCGCAGUGCGAAGGAUGAGAGCAUCAUUGCUGUCAUCGAAGACUAUCACAAGCUCGCCAAGGACCAGUCCUACUGUGACUACGCUUUCCACGUCAUCAUUUCCAAUCCGACACCCCAAAUCAUCGAAGAUGAAUUCCCCUGGAUGGAUUAUCAAAUUCUCGAUGUCAUGUAUUCCGCCCGGAAACUCGGUAUCACUACGAUGGUGCACGCCGAGAAUGCCGAUGUUAUCGACUGGAUGACACAGCAUCUGGAACAGAAGCUCAUGACGCAUCCUUACCACCAUGGUGCAUCUCGACCUCUGAUCGUGGAGGCUGAGGCUACGAACCGCGUCAUUUGUUUAGCUGAACUCAUGGAUACGCCAAUUCUGCUCGUACACAUAUCUGGUGGGCUUGCCACGAAACACAUCCGAGACGCACAAAUGAGGCUGCUUCCUAUCUACGGUGAAACAUGUCCCCAGUACAUGUUCCUUCUCGCUGACUCGAUGCGAAAGGGAGACUUUGAAGGCGCGAAGUGCAUAUGCUCGCCUCUAAUUCGAGAGGACAAGUCCGACCAAGAUGCCAUUUGGGCUGGGGUCAAGAACGGAUCGUUCACCAUCGUUUCUUCAGACCACGCUCCUAGUAAAUUCAAUCAUCCAAGUGGAAAGCAACGCGGGCUCAAAGACGGAAACCUUCCAUAUGGAAAAUUCCAUCUCAUCCCAAACGGGCUGCCUGGUGUGGAAAUUGUCCUAUAUGAUUCAAAUAAUAAUAAUUUUAUCACAACUCGGUCCAUAAGAAUAGUAUCUCCAAGCGAAUGAUACAAUACUUAAUGCGACACAUGCG
Molecule: messenger RNA, 1078 nt
Organism: Suillus bovinus
Lineage: Eukaryota; Fungi; Basidiomycota; Agaricomycetes; Boletales; Suillaceae
Exons: 6
Coding region: 1-1053 (350 amino acids)
Molecular function (GO): hydrolase activity, acting on carbon-nitrogen (but not peptide) bonds
Source: RefSeq, a predicted model, not a curated record